UUCCUCUAAACAAAGUUUGGAUUGGGUGUGUACAGUUCGUUAUUUUGUGAUUUUCGUUAUUUUUCUAUCUUUAUAUGAAUUAAUAUAAUCAAAAUGUUAUUAAAAGUAUUUAUACUGACGUUUCUGUGUAUCUUACCAGUCGCAUUUUCUGUAAGAUGCUAUCAAUGUGCAUCUUCACAAGAUAGUAAAGGUGAAGACAAUUGUGGUGCGUAUAAGAAAUUCGAUAAAGAAAGCCACAUCGCAGUGGAGUGCUUCAGUGAUGAAUCUCAUAUGCCAGGAUCUUUUUGCAUGAAACUGACUCAGCAAGGGCCUAAAGGAUUUAUUUGGGAUGGUAGAUGGCGACAAGUUAUCAGACGCUGUGCAUCAGUAGCAGUGACAGGAGUUACCGGUGUCUGUAACUGGGGAGUGUAUGAGAAUGGAGUCUACUGGGAGGAGUGCUACUGUUCAUCAGACGAAUGUAACGGUUCAUCGUUCAUUACAUCAUCGUUGACACUGAUUAUUAGUACUAUAGGAACUGUUUUGUUCUUACAUAAGUUACUAUAGAGUAGCUCUAAAUAUUUUUAACAUGUUGUACUAUAAUCAAGCAAAUCAUUCAAAAAUUUAAGCAUUGUGCCUUAAUGUAAACUCUUUUACUUUAGGGUUUUUUUAAAAUCAUGUACAUACAUGUGUAGAAUAAAGACAGCUAUAAAUUCUAUUGCACAAAGAUACAAUCUAAAGGUGAUGCCUAUGGGUUUAAGGAGCAGCACAAUGGUUUUCCUAUUUUAAAAUCAUUAUUGCCAAUCAGGCUGUAUUAUUUUUUUAUUACUGUCGGUAUAAACCUAGAACUCAUAUAACUGAGCACAAUAUAGUAAACCUUUAAUCUGUGGGGUGCCAGAACGAAAAUUGAUGCGAGAUACAAUGCAUUUACUAAGGUAUCUCAUGUCCCAACAGACAAGAGGAAUAUUCUUGUCCAAGUUGACUAUACAUAUAAAUAGGCAGCUCUAAUUCAAUUUUCUAAAUAUUUUUUAAAGCAUUUUGAAUCUUAAAUAAUAUGAAGAAUGCAAGUAAAUUAUCUGGUUUACUAAUAGUAUAACCAUUCAUAUAGGUACAUACUAUAAAUACUUUUGUAUAAACGUCUCUACACACGGUGCCGCAGAUGCGCCGACUUUACGCUUGUUUCCUCUGUUUGAUUCAUUCUAUUACCCGACUGUACAUACCUCCGUACAUGGCUAGUAAUGGAAUGGUUACAAAAUCACAGGCGACCCGUGUGUAUAGUGUAACUAUGCGGCGGCGGCAUCGUGUGCAGGAACGCUAAAGGUAGACUUACCUUAAAAAUCUAUUGCCUUGUCUCAACCAGUGCCUUAGUAUACACAUUGUAUGUAGUUUAAAUUAAAAUUUUAUGACGUUUCGUAUUCUAAGUGCAAUCUAACAUUCCGUCCAUACCACAACAAAUAGUUAUUUAAUUUAAAAUAAAUGAAAAUUUUAUACUUUUUUAGAAAACUUCUAAAGUUAGAAUAGUAUAAGUAAAGUAGUUUCCGUCCAAAUGUGUGUUAGUUUUUAAAUAAAUAACUAUAACUAGAUAUUAUUUAUAAGAAUCUCAUUUUUUUAUAAAAUAAAAUAUGUACAAUAUAUUGUAUGAAAAAUAACAGUUUUGUAAGAUACAGAAAUCAAUAUGUUCUUUGAAAUCCAAUUACUAUAUGUAUGAUAAUUGCAUUGUUAAGUUUCAACCAACAAUUUAGUAUUGAUAUGUUGAAAAUCAUAUGUAGGUACUUAAUUGUUGCAUUGAAAUGAGUACCUGUGGUAUAUAUUUGAAUAAUUUUGUAUCUCUAUCUGACUGAUAACAAUAAAUACAUAUUGUUAUUUACAUUUUUA
Molecule: messenger RNA, 1851 nt
Organism: Spodoptera frugiperda (fall armyworm)
Lineage: Eukaryota; Metazoa; Arthropoda; Insecta; Lepidoptera; Noctuidae
Exons: 3
Coding region: 94-543 (149 amino acids)
Biological process (GO): regulation of synaptic transmission, cholinergic; positive regulation of voltage-gated potassium channel activity; sleep
Source: RefSeq, a predicted model, not a curated record